Molecule: messenger RNA, 875 nt
Organism: Anopheles funestus (African malaria mosquito)
Lineage: Eukaryota; Metazoa; Arthropoda; Insecta; Diptera; Culicidae
Gene: Ufc1
Product: ubiquitin-fold modifier-conjugating enzyme 1
Exons: 5
Coding region: 168-677 (169 amino acids)
Biological process (GO): protein K69-linked ufmylation
Cellular component (GO): cytoplasm
Molecular function (GO): UFM1 conjugating enzyme activity
Source: RefSeq, a predicted model, not a curated record
GCUUCAGCGCUCCAUGGAGUUCUUGACAGCGCUAUGUUUAUUUACACAUCACUGAAAGUGAGCAGUGGAUCAGCAUAAAACAUUUAAGAACUUCUUUUUAAAACCAACGUGAAAGGUAACGAUCACUUUUGGCGACGUAAAACAAUUUGUUUUGCUGCUGUCACACCAUGGUUGACGAUGGAACACGCAAAGCAUUGAGCGGCAUUCCGCUGCUCAAGACGAAAGCAGGCCCGAGAGAUAAGGAACUUUGGGUGCAACGAUUGAAGGAGGAAUAUCAAGCACUAAUUAAGUAUGUGCAAAACAACAAAUCAGCCGAUAUGGAUUGGUUCCGGUUAGAGUCGAACAAGGAAGGCACGAAGUGGUUCGGCAAAUGUUGGUACAUGCACAAUUUACACAAGUACGAGUUUGACGUGGAGUUUGAUAUUCCAAUCACGUAUCCAACAACAUCGCCCGAAAUCGCACUGCCAGAACUUGAUGGAAAGACGGCCAAAAUGUACCGAGGGGGUAAAAUCUGCUUAACCGACCACUUCAAACCACUGUGGGCGAGAAAUGUGCCCAAGUUCGGUAUUGCGCACGCGAUGGCACUAGGGCUAUCACCGUGGUUAGCUGUAGAAGUCCCGGAUCUAAUAGAGAAAGGCAUCAUAUCGUACCAGGAAAAGGGUACAUCGUCUGAUUAGGGAAAGUCACCGACUUUUGCCUACUAACCGUUCCACUGGUAUUUGAAAGCGUGAAGAUUUGUUUAUUUACUCGUUUAUCAUUAUUAAUUGUUGUUUAACAAAAGAGACCAGAAAAAAUGGCCUAUAUUUACCUUCUGUUCUUUAGCGGCGAAGGCAUUCAAAUAUAAAAAGUGUUCCUUCUUGGUACAUGCUGUCAAA